AGUUAGGAUGCCCUCCCAGUCUGGUGGGAUCCCCACUACCUGAGGUAAGCUGACGUCACGUGAUCGAAACCACACAUCUUACACCCCCUUAUCACGUGAUAAGUUUUCCUGUCACGUGAUCAGACUGCUCCUAAAGCUAUAACAGAGUGAAAUGCCCGCUCUUGAGGUUUUGGGUAGACGAUGGUACAUUGGCAGUGAUGAUCUCGUCUUCCCCACUUUCUUCUGUGUUCUUAUGAGAAUAUUUUGGGUGGUUAUAUUAGCGACCCGUUUCUCCAACUACCUAAACUCUACCUCCAACGAAGACUGUGUCCACCCUACUCUCGUUCUCACCUACCUUGCUACUGCUACAGCUCUUAUAUCUUUAGUUCUCAUCGUCGAGAUGCUGGUGAUGAUAAUUAGUAUGAGAGGAGGAAUAAUGCAGGUAGAAAAGAGGAGCACUAUUCCUGCUAUCUUACAUUUCAGAUUAUUCCUCUUCCUUCUUGAGAUAGGUUUGUGCAUGUUUGGAACGUAUUGGUGUCUCGUAGAGACCGGGUGUGAUAAAGACAUGAUUAUAUCAGUGAGACUUGUUGUUAUCAGUAACUGGGUGCUAAUAUCUCUUACUCUCAUCGGAGUGAUCGCUGUGUUUGACCCCUUUGGGGGGUAUCACAGUGAUAAGAGUAUGAAUGAUAAACUCUGGGAGAAAAGGUUCAAGUGUUGGUGUUGUUGUAUAGGACGUAAGGAGAACAGCCACGGAGCAUUUGAAGACCUGGCUCGUAUCUUCUCCUCUCAGUUUGCUGAUGUUGAUCUUGUAGCCUCUGAUAUAGCUGUGGGUCUUAUGAUGGUCUCCCAGCAACAACAUCUCGCUGCUCAGAAACGUUUAGAUGUCAAUCAGAUGUCAUUUGAGAUUGAAUGUGAGCGAUACGACUUCGAAAAUCGGGAAUCCAGAGAGACAUUCCAAGACCUGACAUAUUUCUCCUCCUACGCACUAGGAGCGUACGGCUGGCCCCUCUUCAUGUACAUACACCCGAUAACUGGGUGUUUUAACCUUUGUCAAGAAUGCAGUUUGUUUGGGAGAAGUUCAACGUCCGCUGGAUCCGAGGACAUUUGUCACAGCAACCACAUAGCUUUAAAGAAGUUGAGCGGAUUAGAAGAUAACGAUAUUCUCUACACUCAUUUCACCAGUAACAUCUACAGCCCAGCGUUCUACGUAGCUGUGGACCACAACAGACAAGUUAUCAUAGUAACAAUCAGAGGGACCCUCUCACUGCAGGAUGUUAUCACAGACAUGGUAUGUGAACCACAGGACAUACCAGGAAAUCCCGGACUACUAGCACACAGGGGAAUGGUGUUAUCUGCUUCCAACAUUAUAACUAUUCUAGAGACUGAUAGGGUUCUGGAGAAAGCUUUCAGUUUGUAUCCGGAGUUCCAGCUGCUGGUACUAGGACACUCCCUGGGAGCGGGAGCUGCGACCCUGCUCAGUUUCAUGCUCAGAGACCGCUACCCCACUCUCCGGUGUUUUGCAUACGGUCCGCCCGGUGGACUUCUCAGCGAAGAAGCAGCGGAAGAGUCUAAGAAGUUUGUGGUAUCGACUGUGGUUAACAAGGAGUUUGCAACCAGGCUCAGUAUAAAUAGCAUCGUGCAACUCAGAGACAGCGUUCUCUCUGCUAUUCAGAUCAACCAUAGAUCCAAGUGGAAGCUGACACUGGACCACAUAAUGUCGGUAAUGAGACUGAGACCAAUAGCGGAAGUGAUCCUAAACUCGGAGGAGGAAGCCCCGCUGAUCCUCCCUACUUUCAACAGAGCAGAGGAGGACCCGAGUGAGGUUCCUAAACUCUAUCCUCCUGGCAAAGUCAUCUUCAUUCACAGAAACGAGAUACAAGCCAGUUGCUGCAGCUCGUACAGCGGAGCACAUUACGACGUACUCUCCGCACCAAACAACGUGUUCGACACCAUACCUGUAUCUCCGGAGAUGUUAACAGACCAUCUCCCCGACACCCUCGUUUACCUUCUCAAGGAGUUACAACCCAUCGACGUAUCCCCCGGCAGUCACAUUUAGUCACCUUAGUCUCACUGGUUGGGGCAACAUCAAGACACCUCGAAUUUGUGAUCUUCGAAAUAAUAUGACUUGAAAACUAAACUGCUGGUUCAUUUUAAUUAUUACGUUUGCAGUUGGAAACAUUUGGCUUUUUAAAUCAAUAGUUGACAAUGUUUACUUGAAGCAAGAAUCUAAAGUUGAAAGCAGAGUACAGCACAAGUACACGAACGUUAACAAGAAUUUAAUUACUGCAUUCAUAUACCCACAAGCAGCAACAGGGUGACACUAAAUUUGAGGUCGAGUUUAUUGCGGUUACAUGAUUGUUAUUACAAUUUAUGUGGGACCGUGCAAAUCGUUAUGGUAAUCUUGACAACCUUAAUUUCUUAAUUUGAGCCGACCUAUGUUAUAUUGAGUAUCAAAGUAGGUUGUUGGACGUUGGUGCAAUGAAGGUUUUAUGAAUUUAUUAACUUAUCAGAAAAGAUUUAGUACCCUGAACCGUUAAAGUAUAGGAAAGUUUUAUUGACUUGUAGAUUAUUGUCAUAUAAUUCAGAGAUUAGUUUAGUUAAAUGAAUAGCAUGUUUGUAAAUUCUUGUUGUAAUAAAUUUUGAUAUUUGUUAAUUUUAAUUUUAAUCAGCCGUGAUACCCCGUGUAAUAUAAACAUUUAGCUUCUCUUUACCAGGCUGCACCAUUUUCUAUUCUUAUUCUCAUUUAAUCCUGAUCUAGUAACACCUUGAUGUCCUAUGUGAACUUAAUUUUGACCGAUUUUGUAUUCCGUAUCCCUUUUUUUGCGAUCUUUUUUGUAGCUUUUUAUGUCGGACAGAUAAAAAUAUUUCAAGUUGAUAUAAUUUCAAGAUUAAACGACUGGUUCAGAUAUACCUGGAUCAUAUUAACUUACAGUGUAAUAAUGACAUGAUACAAUUUAAAGUAUAUACAAUAAAAAUUCGCAAGUUAAAGCAAGCUAGCAGUGUGUCAAAGCAUAUAAGAAAGCAUAUAAGAAAAUAAAUGAAUAUCAUAAAUAAACAUAGGAUGUUUAAACUAGGGGCCACGCAGGAGCAACACCAGAUUCAGCGGACAUAAUCUAAAUAGAACGAAUUGCUAACUGACACUGUACACUAAUACAAAGUUACUGAAGCUUGCAAAACGUUACAUAUUCAUCGUAAAAUUUGGUAAUUAUCCUAAUAGCUGAUAUAGACGAAACAGCUCAUAAACAUGAAGUUCCCCGAACCAGGCUAUUAAAAUGAUUAUAGCCCUAAUUAUUCCUUUGAUGACAAUGAUUAGUGACCGCAUAAUUGUUUACCGGCACGAUCUUAACAGUGAUAAUUACAGUGUGAGUUGAAUCUACAGUUCAAUUAGUGUUAUUAUUCAAUUAGCGAUAUUAUUCACUUAUUGGGCCCCUUUUGUGAGGACAGAGCGGGAGACCCUUCCCAAUUGUUUUAUCUUACACUGACUGCCUUAAUAAGGCUGCUUUUCAAGUUCAAGAUGCAAAUGUAGCGGCUCAAAAAUAGUGAAUGGCGGUGUCAGUCUGUUUAUGUAUCAUUAUUCAUAAAAGGGGUACAACCUGAAUGAUAGAUUAGUCUAUAGAAACUUACACUGUUAUAAUUAGCGCUGUAAAUUGUGAAAAGGACGAAAGACACCGCUGCUAGCUUGAAGUUAUCAGAAUGUAUUUUAAAAUCCAUUUUUCACCAGAAACAGUAGUAUGAUGUAUAUUUAUGCAUGCCAUUUGUUAUGUUUUUGAAUUUGAGAACUGAUUCGACU
Bolinopsis microptera is the source of this 3769-nucleotide messenger RNA. Its product is annotated as diacylglycerol lipase-beta-like. The record is from RefSeq and is a predicted model, not a curated record. Gene Ontology annotation, biological process: diacylglycerol catabolic process; arachidonate metabolic process. NCBI's taxonomy places the organism in Eukaryota, Metazoa, Ctenophora, Tentaculata, Lobata, Bolinopsidae. Gene Ontology annotation, molecular function: lipase activity. The transcript has 14 exons. The coding region runs from base 152 to 2035 and encodes 627 amino acids.